AUGUUUGCUGGUCUGCGUAAAAGGAAAGGACUUUGCUGGAUUUGCCUAGAAGAAUCAACUUUAAACCGUUCCUGGACGAGACACGAGUGUGGUUGUAAGCUGGAUAUCCACAAAGAUUGCUACUUCAAGUGGCUCUUUGAUUUGAACAAGUCUUCUCAACAAGGCAAAUGGGCCCCAGAUUGUGGAUUUGAGCCCUUUCAGGAUGAAUUGAAAAGAAAGAUAUGUAAUGCCAUCGACUGUCAUAGGGACUUUCAAAAGACUAUUCCUCCGACUGAAAUGAUUGGUUCUCUACCCUUAUUUUGGGAGUUUUGGGCAGGCACGGCUGAUAUGUCUGUUAUUCUGAUUGGCAAUAUUCUAGGUUUCGAUAGCUUCGUCAGAUAUCCAUACGUUCAGGCAGAACUACCAAUAGAAAUUGCACCUUGCCCUCAAUGUAAGAAGCCAAUUGUGGCCAAACCUGUCAAAUUUACCAGCACUUCGUGGGUUUUGUCUCUGGCUUAUCGACUAAAAAAGAUUAUAAGUGGAGCUACAAUGCUUACCGUCCUAGCUUUCUCAACUUUAAACAUUGGAAAAUGGACCUUCAAAUUAGGUUUAUGGCAAUUGAGGUGUCUGUUCCCCGAGAAAGUUCUGCGAACUUUGCUAGAUGUUAGUACUACAAAAGCCUUGGAUGUCUACGGAGAGACGAUGCAUGGUCGAAUGAGUGUUCCUAAUGUAACACAAUUUUUAGUGUUUGGAUUCCCACUGUAUUUGAUAGCACUUAGAGGCUCAUUUCCUGCAUUAAAGAAGCUACAAUGGAUAUACUCAUUAGUUUUCACCGUGAGAGCCGGUCAUUACGCUGGUAAAUCACCAAAUAUCGUUUCCAACAUUGUUUCAGCUGCCAAUUUGUUGGUCCUGUUUCAUUCCACAAUCGUAUCUCCAACGCUCACGCGGCUCUACGAGCUCAUGGUCAAGUCUGUAAGACCUUACUUCUGUGUGACCAGUGAUUACAUGGAUAUAUUUCCUUCCGAUGAGUACGCCAAUGUUAUAGUUGAGACUUCGUGGUCCGAUGUGAUCUUCGAGUCCACACUGUGGCCUCUAGUGGGUGGUCUACUUGGCGGUAAGCUAUUUGAUGCUUUUGUUUGGCUUCAAGACAAAUUGUCAUAUCAAUGUACACCCAGUGGGUCACCAAAUGAAGUGCGGAUGGUUUUCAAUGUUCUUGGAUGUGGCAUACUCUCGGUUGCUCGCCAAACCUUCAAUCUUUAUUUAACAUACCUAAGGAUCCAGGAGCUCAAGCAGAUUCAAGAAACCUUUGAAGAGUGCCCUCAAUAA
This is a messenger RNA of Torulaspora delbrueckii, 1305 nucleotides long. RefSeq lists its product as uncharacterized. The record is from RefSeq and is a predicted model, not a curated record. Lineage: Eukaryota; Fungi; Ascomycota; Saccharomycetes; Saccharomycetales; Saccharomycetaceae. Bases 1 to 1305 code for a protein of 434 amino acids. The transcript has a single exon.